This is a messenger RNA of Meloidogyne enterolobii, 430 nucleotides long. The record is from the annotation of a GenBank genome assembly. Lineage: Eukaryota; Metazoa; Nematoda; Chromadorea; Rhabditida; Meloidogynidae.
AUGAUUGGAGAAGUUUAUUCUUCAAUAAUCGUCUACUUGGAAGCAAUUGGAUUAUUUUCUAAUUUUCUUUUAAUUUGGUUAAUUCUCCGAUAUACAAUGAAUGAAAUGAGAGUUUAUAAUCGAAUACUUUUACAAACUUGUGUUGUUGAUAUUAUUGGGAUUUUUUCAUUUGCUGUUGUUCAGCCGGUUUAUGUUUCUGAUAAUGGUGUUGGAACAGUAUGGGAAUAUGGACCAACACAUUAUUUGCCAACUCCCUGGCAAAGUAUUUGUUUUAUGUUUUUUGUAUUUAUUGCCAGAUUUACGACAAUGAAUGUUUGUUCACAAUUUGUUUUUCGUUAUUUAACAGUUGUUCGGUAAUUAUAUGUAUAUUUUUAUUAAAAAUUUUAAGCAUAGACCGAACUUUACAAAUUGGCGAUCCCGUAUCCUGAUU